This is a messenger RNA of Cucumis sativus (cucumber), 1469 nucleotides long. Its product is annotated as sufE-like protein 1, chloroplastic/mitochondrial. Bases 139 to 1167 code for a protein of 342 amino acids. The transcript has a single exon. Lineage: Eukaryota; Viridiplantae; Streptophyta; Magnoliopsida; Cucurbitales; Cucurbitaceae. The record is from RefSeq and is a predicted model, not a curated record.
CUUAACAAAUUUAGGUUAUUUACUUUCUCAAAUAAGAGAAAGGAAAAAACAAAUCUUCCUUCUCCCACCAUUUCUCGAAAACGUUCUUCUCCGAAGCAGAGUGUGCGAGUGGCUCAAGAGCUUGAAGAAUUUGAAGCCAUGUCAUCUAGUGGCUUCCGAUUGCUCACUACAGAAUCCUCAAUUCUUUCCCAUUCUCCCAAAACUUUCUUCAUCCCCUUCAAUUCCCACAAUUUCCCUUUUCUUCGAUCCAUUUCUUUCCAAAGAUUACCCUCCAAAUCCCCCUCUUCACUCUCCGUCUCUGCUUCCGCCGCCUCCUCCAAGCCUCUGCAACCCAUUGAACAACUCCCUCCCAAGCUUCAAGAUAUCGUCAAGCUCUUCCAAUCGGUUCAGGAUUCCAGGGCCAAGUACGAGCAGCUCAUGUUCUAUGGCAAAAACCUCAAACCCCUUCACCCCCAAUUCAAAAACAACUCCAACAAGGUCGAGGGUUGCGUUUCUCAGGUCUGGGUCAGAGCUUAUUUGGAUUCCGAUAAGAACGUUGUUUACGAGGCCGAUUCCGACUCUGUUCUAACCAAGGGCCUUGCCGCUCUGCUCGUUCAAGGCCUUUCCAAUCGUCCUGUGGAUGAGAUUCUUAGGGUUUCUCCUGAUUUCGUUGUUCUUCUUGGCCUUCAACAGAGCCUUACGCCUUCUAGGAAUAAUGGGUUUCUGAAUAUGUUGAAGUUGAUGCAGAAGAAGGCGCUUGCGUUGCUUGUGGAAUCUGAAAAAGGUAAUGGCAGUGCGGUUUCAUCGUCACAAACAGAUGAUUCUGCUGAGAAAGUAAAACCAGAAUCUAAUACUGAGAAAUCUGUUGUGGAUUCGAAGUUGGGGGAUAAAGGAAGUCAAAGUUCUGAUGUAUUAGGAAGUAGAGGGAAGAGAAUAAAGGAGAUAUUGGAGAGAGAGCUAAAUCCGGUGGAAUUGUAUGUUGAAGACAUCUCUUAUCAACAUGCAGGGCAUGCUGGGGUAAGGGGUAAUGAUGGAGAAACUCACUUUAAUUUGAAGGUUGUCUCAAAGGAGUUUGAAGGGAAAAGUUUAGUGAAGAGGCACAGGCUCGUUUAUAAUCUGUUGCAAGAUGAGUUGCAGAGUGGACUCCACGCCUUAUCCAUCUCAGCAAAGACACCUGAUGAAAUCUGAAGCCAAUCUGUCAUAUCUCACUUCAAAGAGGUUUUCCUUCAAUUUUAUCUGUUCUUAAGUUCUAUUUUGUGGCUGAGGAGUAUUUAUGUUACCAUUGUCAUAAUGUUCGGCUUAGAUCUUGAAGUUUUAGUGUUAAUGGAUCUGUAAAAUAUUCUUGUUUUAUGGAUUAUCAUUAUGAUAGAAAAAGAAAGAUAAAGAUCUGAGGGCCUUUUGUAAUAUGAAGAACAAAACACAUAAUUUACCAAUGAAAUUUGUGAUUGACUCAUUUCAUAGGCACAAAACUAAUAUAAUGUAUUCGUCUA